Messenger RNA from Vollenhovia emeryi, 3434 nucleotides. It is a transcript of the gene nvd, whose product is annotated as cholesterol desaturase daf-36. The record is from RefSeq and is a predicted model, not a curated record. The coding region runs from base 1979 to 3268 and encodes 429 amino acids. NCBI's taxonomy places the organism in Eukaryota, Metazoa, Arthropoda, Insecta, Hymenoptera, Formicidae. Gene Ontology annotation, cellular component: chloroplast. The transcript is spliced from 8 exons. Gene Ontology annotation, molecular function: chlorophyllide a oxygenase activity; 2 iron, 2 sulfur cluster binding. Gene Ontology annotation, biological process: cholesterol metabolic process; chlorophyll biosynthetic process.
UAACAAGUGUUCGUGGAGAAGAAGGAUUCCUCCUGCCUGAGAUGAUCGUUGCUCAAUCGCCGACGACAUCCUGCGCGCAGAAGAAUACAUAAAGAUGAUAAUUUCUGCAUUGGUCGUCAAUGUGCAAAUCCUCGAGUCACUCCGGCGAAGGCGGCGCGUGGCUUGCUCGCGCGUGAAGCAUGCUUCGAGUACCGGCUGAAAGCUGAAAGACGAUCACCUCCGUAUUCCCCGCUGCAGAAACGGCGGUUAAGCAUUUUCAGGCUGACGCAUUACGCAAACAUUUUGAUUGUUGCCACGCAGUGACGGGCGCGUGUUAGUUGUACCGUCACUCCCGUCCCGAUCGCUUCGAUCGACAUGAGCCCCGCGAUGCGGAGUGGAGCACAGGAGUCCGAUCGCAAACAGUCCUCAUUAUUGGCGUCUCACCGAAUAAUAUUACACGCCAACGGCGACGGCGGUAGCAAGCGUUAGAAUUUUGGACCCGGCGGGAAGGUUUUCCUACCAAAGCUCUCUUUUUGAGUGUUUAAUUUAACUUGGUGCCCUUCGUCACACGACCCGAUGUCUCGACUCAUAUUUCGUUUCGAUGAACAAGCGUAAUAUCUUCCGUGGCAUUCAUACGACACCCUUCGAACAAUGUUUGAAAAACGAAGCUGAAUUUUGCGACGUAAGGGUUUUGGAAGUAGAAACUGAAGAGGAGUCUGAGAGCAGAAGAGUUCAAUAACGUCUAUCGCUGAUUCAAUGACAAGGGAGAGAAGAGGAGCACGUUCAUGUUGGAUCGUAACGCGUGUAUGAAGCCGGGGACCACGGAAUAUAAAUACGAAUCCUCGCGACGUUCUCUCCGCUGGAAUCGAUAUGCUAAGCGGAUGAGCGGACAGGACGGAUACAUCGGCUAGCUGGUAGCAUCGCGAUCGAUAUACAGUCUCGAUAAAGGGAGGCGCACCGGCCGGUCGAGACGAAGAAGACGAUGAAGAGGAAAAAGAAGAAGGAGUAGGAGGACGAGGAGGAGAAGAAGAAGAAGAAGAGAAGAAGUCGCGGCGGUUUUAGAUCCGGCGAUAUAGGUGGCACGAUAUAUAAGCCGUUCGGUCGCCGGUCCGCGUCUCCGUGGCCGGGCAUAUAUAAUCGGGCAUACGUAACAGUUUUUACAUUUGCGUAACACGAUCGCGCAGUCGAUCGAUGACGAGGGACGCGGCGCCUCGUGAAAGAAAAACGGCGUUUCGAUAGAAGAGACGAUCCCGCCGAUCGGCAGGACACGUCCGGCGUAUAUAAGCCCGUGGAUGGACCUCUCGUGCGUUUCAGUCGCCCGAAAACCCCUACGAGUUCCGGACAGUCUCUUCUUUCCCAUCAACGAACCCUCUUAUCCCCUUUCUUUCUUUUCCUCCUGCCCUACUCGCGUCGUGCGUUCACCGCUCCUCCUCCCGGGUUCGCCCGUUCUCCAAUCUUUCACGGUCCAGCCGUCCUUCAGCCUUCCGGCUGUAGGUGCACAUGCAUCGCUCGUCGCCGGUGCACAUGCACUUGCGUAUACCAACGAAACUAUACCGCGCGAUCAUCAUCGCGCUCUCCUUCCUAUCUCUCUCUCUCCUUCACUCUCACUCGCCACACACUAUCGCCCUUGUCCUUCUCCUGUCUCUUCUCGUCUCAAGUCCUCCUUGCUCUUUUUUUGCCCCGGCCACCAGCGAACGCGCGCGGCGUCUCCUUCGCUAGUAACUUCCUCCCUCUCUCCCCCUUCCUUCACCCUCUUCCAACAACGUCUAGCUCUUUUUCUCCCCCUCUUCCUGACUACUGUCCUGUCGUCGUCGAUUCUGACCAUUUUACUUUUGCACACUCUUGUUUAUCUGUCCCGCAACGCGAGCGCGCGAUCGCUCCUGUAUACAUUCCUUUUUCGCUGUGCAAUUGAACGACACUCGUCUCAUUUGCACGUCGAAAUUAAGGAAGGUGGAAGAAAGAGGUGAAGAGAACGGAAUACACUGGGAUAAGAGUGACAAUGUUGGAAUGGUACGUCGGAGUUACGGGCUUCCUGCUGACCCUCCUUGUCUACUUUGCGUAUUUCUUCAAAUUCAACUGGGUGAAAGAUUUGAGAAGUGAGAGUAAAACUCGGCGGACCGGCGUUCACGCGGGUAGCAAGAAUCGAAAAUUGGGUAAACUGCCGCCGGUCUAUCCGAACGGAUGGUUCGCCCUGCUCGAGAGCUCGCAAAUAAAAAGGAGUCAAGUGAAACACGUGUCCGCUCUCGGCGAAAAUUUCGCGGUGUUCAGAACCGAAAAAGGUGUGGUCAACAUUUUAGACGCGUACUGCCCGCAUUUGGGGGCAAACAUGGCCGAGGGUGGCCGUGUGACGGGAGAUUGCCUGGAGUGUCCCUUUCACAGCUGGAAGUUUCGCGGAGAGGACGGCUACUGCGAGAGCAUACCUUAUACGGAAAAAGUGCCACAUAUCGCUCGAGCGAAAGUCUGGAAGUGCUGCGAAGUGAAUCGUUUAAUCUUCGUCUGGUACCAUUCUGAGUUAGCUGAGCCGGACUGGCAACCCCAGGCGCACACAUGCAUUUCCAACGGGGCCUGGCGCUACCAAGGUCGUAAUGAGUUCCUCAUUAACUGCCACAUACAGGAUAUUGCCGAGAACGGGGCUGAUCCCGCGCAUCUCAACGCGGUGCACGGUCCGGCUAUGUUCCUCAACGGCAACCUGUCCUGGCUGGCUCGGCACGUGUGGAUCACUAACAGGGGAUGGCAGGCGCACUGCUCGUACGACAGCGAGGCGAACGAGGACGCAAACGCGGAUACAGAAGUAGCGGAGAUGAGUCUUAAAUUGAACGGGGCGUCGAUCCACCACGCGGUCGCGCACAACGGCUUCGGUAGAAGGGAGAAGCACAGGGCCGGCCUGGACAUGUGCCACAAGCUGAUCCUGCUGGAGCGUUUCAGCGUGAUGGAGCUCGACGUGCAGGUCGAGCAGAUCGGCCCUAGCUACGUCGAGUUGCUGCUCAACACGUCGCUCGGGCCUAUGUGCAUCCUGCAGACAGUAACGCCGAUCGAGCCGCUGCUGCAACGGGUGACACAUCAGAUCUUCUCGCCGCCCCUGCUGGCGCCGUACGCAAAUCUGGUCUUCCUGGGCGAGUGCGUCAUGUUCCAGCGCGACAUCAUGGUCUGGAACUACAAGAAAUACGAACGGCAACCGAUCCUGGUGCGCGAGGAUCGUGCCAUUCUCGCGUACCGUCGUUGGUACUCGCAAUUCUACUCUGACAACAGUCCCACCUAUCAAACGGCCGUGAAGGACCUCCAGUGGUAGCGAUACCUUCCCUUUAACAGGUAACUUAUAUACUUUCUGUAAAAUUUCUAGUAUUUUUAUUAUAAAAAUAGAUAAGUUACAUAUAAUGGUUAUUCUUAAAGAAACGCAUUCUCGAGAUAUGUUAAUUCUAACAUAAAUAGUUGUUAAUCUAAGACAAGAUAAAAUU